This is a messenger RNA of Xiphophorus hellerii (green swordtail), 3573 nucleotides long. RefSeq names its product prominin 2 (gene prom2). Gene Ontology annotation, cellular component: cell surface; apical plasma membrane; cilium. The record is from RefSeq and is a predicted model, not a curated record. The transcript has 25 exons. Lineage: Eukaryota; Metazoa; Chordata; Actinopteri; Cyprinodontiformes; Poeciliidae. The coding region runs from base 272 to 2773 and encodes 833 amino acids. Gene Ontology annotation, molecular function: cholesterol binding.
CACUCCAGCACAGAGACAACUUCCCAACAAGAGCAGACCGUAUCAGAUUUCCUCUAAUGCACUGAAAUUCUCCCACUCCUCCCUCUGAAUAGCUCUGGAUCAGGUGAACAUAAGUACAAUUUUGCUGUUUGACUAAGGAAGUGGCCAUGCCUUAAUGACUUGUACCCAGUGACCAGGUGCAUUCAGGUAGUGCUCGCACCAUGAGUUAAUCACUCUGAAACUGUGACUUUUUCUUCCGAUAAACAUUUUCAGUCUGGUUUAACCUGUGAAAAUGCACGUAUGUGAGAAUAUGUGGAGAUGGCCAUACAGCGGGGCAGUAGGAACGAUCUUGCUGCUGCUGCUGCUGGGGAGCAGCUCGGCCCAGGACGUUUUUGCACAGCUCAGCUGUCAAGAGGCCGAAGUCACUCAGAACAUCACCCAACCUAAGUACAACAGCAUAUUAAACACCAAAGUGGAUGCGGUGUCUUUGGUGCCAUUUGUCCAGUCCUUUCUUUACACAGUUCAGCCUCACCCUUUUCCUGAACGCUUAUUUCUGGAAAUAAUCAAGGAUCCUCAGCAGGUGCAGUCAAACAAAGGGCUGAUGACUGAAAUCCUCACGUAUGAAGUGGGUUUCCUAGUGUGUAUCGCCAUUGGCAUCUUGUACAUCGUCCUGAUGCCCAUAAUUGGUUUCUCCGUGGCUUGCUGUCGCUGCUGUGGCAACUGUGGGGGGAAGAUGUACCAGAAGCAGACAUCCUCCAUCAACAGUCUCAGAAGAACUCUCUACUUCAGCCUAUUUGCAAUUACAAUCAUUAUCUUUGCUGGUAACAUUUGCCUGUUCAGAAGCAACGACGAUCUUAAAAAGAGUGUGAACCAGAGUCCGUCGGAGCUCAACAAUGCAAUAGGUGACAUGCACACCUUCCUGGUGUCUGUGCCACAACAAGUGGAAAAUGUGGUGAAUGAAAGCUACAGAACUGUGCAGGAGGUUACCAGGAACUUAGAUGACAUUGGACGUCAGUUGGGGGAGAAAAUCCAGCAUCGCUUUAGAGGAACUCUUGACCCAGCUCUGCAGUCGGUCAAACGUCUACACAAUGAAAGUUUGAACACCAGCAACCAACUUGACCAGUUGAACUCAUCAUUAGCCCAACUGCAGUCCAGCAUAGACCGUACUCAGGCCAACAUCAGCGUUGUCAGAGAUCAGAUUAAACAGACGCUGUCCAAGCCAGAAUGCAAAGAAUGUCACACCCUAACAGCAGACAUGGACAAACUAACGCUAAACAUCACCAUUUCUGCUCCCAGCCUGCAUGAGUUUCAAUCUGCAGUGGCUGAAGUCAUUAAAGCUGAUAUCCAGUCUGAAAUAAGUGAGGCGGAGAAGUUUUUCCACACCAUUCCUGAGAAGGUGACCAGUGAAACUAAGGAUUUAGUUAAAAGCAGCAAAGAGCAGCUGAGCAGCAUAAAAAAACAGGUUUUGCAGAUUUCCCAGGAUCUCCACCUUUCAGCUUUGGAUAAUGCGUCCAAGACUCUAAACCAGCUCCAGAGUGACAUUGACAUGUACUCAACUGGAGCGAGACAAGCAGAGGAUAUAAGAUGGAGUGUGGGUCUGGCCCUGUGCUGUGUGAUCUUCCUGGUAGUGGCCUGUAACAUCCUGGGUCUGAUUGUAGGCCCUCUGGGUCUCUCUCCUAACGUAGACCCCACCAACCGCUCUAGCGCCUCAAACUGUGGAGGCAUCUUUCUCAUGAUGAGCGCAGGGUUCAGCUUUCUGUUUUCCUGGCUGUUCAUGAUAUUGGUGCUGGUGCUCUUCUUAGUGGGUGGAAACAUGUACACACUGAUUUGUCGACCAUGGAACGAUGGCCAGCUGCUGCAGUUCAUUGAUACUCCAGGUUUAAUCCCGAACUUCGAAUUAGGCUCGGCUUUGGGACUCAAGAGCAAAAUCAACCUCUCCCAUGUCUACAGAGACUGUAAGAAAAACGAUCCUUUGUGGACGACGCUUCACUUGUAUGAACUUAUAAAUCUUGGAAACGUACUCAAUGUGUCUAAAUACACAGCCCAGAUCAACAAGGAGUUUGAGAAUACAAAUAUCACUCUGUCUUCAGUCAAUAUCCUGAGCCCUGAAUUGAUAAAGAAACUUGUAAACACCUCUUCCAAAGCUAAUUUCAACAGUACAGCUAUCACACAGCAGAUGGAUAACAUUUUAAACCUCAAUUUGAAUAAAACAGCAGAAAAAGUUUUUAACUUGAGUGAUCUACAACCGCCCGCCAUUAAAACUGAACUUCAAAGUGAAGCUUUGAAACUGAGGCUAAUUCAAGCCAACAUAGAGACGACCAUCUUUCCUCAAGUGAUAAACCUGAAAUCAUCCAUCAGGAAUCUUCAGUCCACUUCAGGAAAAAUUAACGGAACAGUGGGGGAGAUGCUGAGGAAAUCUCAAGCAGCACAAGACUUUCUCAACACAAAUACGACACAGAUUGUAAAGACCGAAAGUAGGAGGUUUUUAAACUGCCAGCUGGAUUACUUCACUGCUUAUGCUGACUGGGCCAAGACUACGAUCACCCAGCAGGUCGGCCGCUGCAGGCCUGUUGCCAGGGUCGUAGACUCCUUUGAGACUGUCCUUUGUGUUAACAUAGUGGAGUCUUUGAAUGCGUUCUGGUUUAGUCUGGGCUGGUGCCUGAUGUUCUUCAUUCCCAGCAUUAUAUUUUCCAUGAAGCUAGCAAAGUACUACAGGAGGAUGAGCUACUCUGAUGUUUUUGAAAAUCACAUCGUUAUGAACCACAUCCCUCGGGCUCAGAUGAAAGUCACCUGACAUGGGACGGCGUGUGCGUGGGGCAGAUUUAAAGGUCUGCAGGCACAAAUGUUGUGUUUGAGAAAAUCAAAGCACAUGGGACACCACAGCACAGAUGUGGCACAUUGUCACUUAGGUAAAACAACUGAAAAAAAAUACAGUUAAAACUAACAUACCUACUUGAAUAUUUUGUAAAUUUUGGUUUUUACUAUAGAGUGGAGAGGGAAACUUGACCACAGUGUGACUGGUACAUUUCAUACAGCCCAUGUUUCCCUUUUAAACCCAUCUAGAGGGAUUCUGAUGAUAUACGAGAAUCUCAAAGGAUUUUUAACAUUUCUUGGCUGAACUUAGCCUCAUCAGGCAUAUUUCUUGUUUCUAGUUGAUUACAUAUGUAUAUAUGUUGAUGCACAGUUCAGUGUUUUGACAUUAUUUGUGGUUUAGCAGCUUGUUGACAAUGGGGAACACAUUUUAUUUUUGACUGAAUUUCUAUUUUCAUUUGCACUAAUGUUGGGAACAAAUGUUUUCUGGGUUCGAUGUACUUAAUUGACUUGCAAAUAGUUUUAACCAUAUCAUUGCUGCUAUUUGCUUACUUUACAAUGCCAUUACCUUUUUUUAAUCUUGAGUAGUCAUUUCUUUUGAAUAAUGUUAUGUUUGAUUGGUGUUGAUUUUUGUUCUACUUUUUUCUGCAGAGUUGAUUCUGUUCUUUUGUUAUGCAGCACUUUACACCAUUUGAUUGUUUGUGAUUUUUACAAAGGGUUGAAACAUUUCUGUCAGCUGUUUUCCAUACAGUGAACAAAUAAAAAACACUAAUCAAGAGUUCA